AUGAUAGUUGUGAAUGAUGAGGAUCUCAAGAAGACUAUAGAGGAGGUAGCUAAUGCCAAAAGGAAUGAACUCAAAAACCUUGAUGCGGUAUAUAAAAGUGUGAUAGAAUAUGGCAAGUGGGUUAUUCCAAAAGAAGGAAUUAAAUCCGUCAAGUUCGACAGUACUUUACUUAACAAAGUGUACAUAGGAAAUAUUACUGCCUCAAAAGGAUCCAUCAAAGAUCUUCUCUCUGUCUUUGGGCCUGUGUCUGUGACAUACAUAAGCGGUAAGGAAUGUGCAUUUGCAGAUUUUGACAACCCACAUGCAGCUUAUUUAUGCAUGGAAGAAAUCAAUGGGAUGGCCCAUGAUGGAAAGAUCUUAAAAGCCGGGAGAACCUCCACAUUUCCAUCUGAAAUUCCAAAGGAUCUUGGCCCUCCGGACGAAACCAUUGUUUAUGUAUCAAACAUAGAUUUGGACAUUGAGGAAGAGCAGCUUAAAGAUGUCUUCGGGAAGAUGGGAGAGAUCAAAGAUGUCAGGCUUGUAUAUGAGGAAUCCUUUGUGCACAAGGGAUAUGGAUAUGUACAAUUUUCGAGGCCUGGUGAUGCAAGGAGGGCCCUAGGAUAUAGCAAUAAGAUCAGCCUCUAUGGAAAAAGAAUAAGAAUAGGGCCUAGUGUUAUCAAGAUGGAUUUGCCGAAAAGAAGUCACUUUGCCGUUCCUGAGCAGGUAUUUGAGAUAAAGAAAAGAAUUGAAAAUGUUAUAUUUGGCAAGGGGAAAAUGGUCGUGCUGAGAAACCUAAUAGACAUAGAUGAUGCAGAUGACGAUUUCGACCAGGAGAUAGAGAAUGAGAUGAGGAAGUAUGGGAAUGUUGAGAGAUUUGGAAUAUCCAAGGAAGGGGAGGUGGUUGUAUAUUGCUUAUAUUCGACAGAAGAUGAGGCUAAACAUUCAUUCAACAUUCUUAACGGACGAUUUUUUGGAGGAAGAAGGAUUCGUGCAGAAAUGUCAUGCGGAGAUUUUUCCAUGUGA
Messenger RNA from Encephalitozoon romaleae SJ-2008, 1002 nucleotides. Its product is annotated as putative polyadenylate-binding protein 1. NCBI's taxonomy places the organism in Eukaryota, Fungi, Microsporidia, Unikaryonidae. Bases 1 to 1002 code for a protein of 333 amino acids. The transcript has a single exon. Gene Ontology annotation, molecular function: RNA binding. The record is from RefSeq and is a predicted model, not a curated record. Gene Ontology annotation, biological process: regulation of alternative mRNA splicing, via spliceosome; mRNA splice site recognition; alternative mRNA splicing, via spliceosome. Gene Ontology annotation, cellular component: precatalytic spliceosome; catalytic step 2 spliceosome.